Colletotrichum tamarilloi is the source of this 414-nucleotide messenger RNA. Its product is annotated as norsolorinic acid reductase. Bases 1 to 414 code for a protein of 137 amino acids. The record is from RefSeq and is a predicted model, not a curated record. The transcript has 3 exons. Lineage: Eukaryota; Fungi; Ascomycota; Sordariomycetes; Glomerellales; Glomerellaceae.
AUGACCGCCGAUCUCCCCGAGAUCAUGCGCUCGCUGAACCAGCUCUUCACCUCGGGUAACGUCUUAUACUUUAACAUAGCUAAUACUCCCGUGUGGAUUGUGGUCAUGUGCAACGACUAUGCCCGGCAUCAAGACUCGGCAUACGUCUUCCAUAAGGCACCCCAUGUUUCCCCCAUCUUGGGCGGUCGAAAAGUCGAUCACAUUAGGAUCCGCAUCGAGGCCCUAAGUCUAUGGCUGGUGAGAGAGGACCUUGAUGACAUCGAAACUGCCUAUCCUUUCGACAUCGGUUUUCCGUACAACCUUUUGAGCGGGUAUGACAAACAUCCGAUGGAGAAGUGGGUCGACGUCUCUGAUCUGGACGGCUUCAAUCUGGGCUACGUCACUUCACCGGCCUCGUUUCGGAAGAUGUCGUGA